AUGCAAUGCAUAAUAGUGUUCAAAAUGGAUAACUGCCUACGUCGGUGUUAGAGGGCGUGGAAAAUGUGGCACAAUGCAGUAUGGUAGAUUUAUAAGUGGAAUAUUGUGUAAGUCUUACAACAUGAAAAGUGAACUUAAUUUACACGGACAUUAUUGGAAUUGUGUUUAAUGACAAUUAAGCACUACGUUUUAAUUCUUCGUUUUUUUAAAAGCAUGUUGGUUGUGAAGGCGGAUUUUAAAUUAAAAAGAUCAUGUUCGAAUAUUAUAGAAAACAAUUGAAUGUCUGAAGGAAUGUUCAUGCAUAGCCUUCAAUAACUAUUUUGCAUUAUGAAAAUUGUGUUGUUGUUUUUUCAGUCCCCCCGAAUGUUUCGGUAAUUGCAACAAACACUACGGUUAAAGAAUCAAAUACCGUACUGAGAUGUAUUGCAAAAGGUGUUCCCGACAAUAAUUAUAGAUACGGGAAAUGGAUUCAAAGAUGGCCAGGAUAUGCAGUGCCUGUUUCGGUGAGGCCCGGAAGUGAGACGCUCGAAUUGACGGAUUUAACAUACGAGCACUCCGGGUUUUAUACGUGCACGGCCAGUAAUGGAAUUAAAGUCUUUGGCACAAACACAGAAUUUAUUGAAGGAAAAGAAGUACAUUUACUUGUGAAAUCGUUUCCUGUUAUAAUCACUAUGGAUGACAAAUUUGCAAGCAGGGUUAAUAAAAAUGUAACUGUCAAGGUGGACUAUUUCUCGAACGUACCUGCAACAGAAGUGAAACUUUAUAAAAAUGUUAAUGGUGCGGGGAAAACAGACAUUACUAUAUUUGUGGAUAAGAAUCCUGUUGAAGUUGAGUUACCCGUAUUUUCACACUUUGUCAAAAUCAACGGUACCAGGUCUAUCGUAACAAUUCCAAUAAAAUCAGAAGUGGAUUAUGGGUCUUAUAUUGUUGUUCUCUCAAAUGAAAUAGGUUCUAGUAAUAGGUCAUUUGAAGUUGUUCUGACAGAGCCACCAGGUACACCUAGAGGUUUUACAAUAGACUAUAUCCAGCAUAACAAGGCCCGUUUGUCUUGGAUGCGUGGAUAUAAUGGAGGAUUGAAACAAACUUUCGUUAUACAAGUAGGCACAGAUGAAAAGACAUGGAGUGAUGUGAAAGUAUUUGACAGAAUUACUAAAGACAAAAAGCCCAUAACCACAGUAUUGACAGAUCUACAUGAUUCAACAACAUACUUUGUUCGAGCAUACGCAUAUAACGAGGAAGGAAAUAGUCCUUUGUCAGAAACUCUAAAUUUUACCACAUCUUCAAACAAAGUGAAGGUUACUAAUGAGGCAAAUAACACUUCUACGAUUAUCAUGGGAGUAGUUCUCGGCAUUGUUAUAAUUGCGUUUGUAAUAUCAAUGUACGUGGUAGUACAGCUCAAGAGGAAACUUGAACGUAACCCAAACAAAGAUCUCUCCAAAGAUACAAGCAGCAGGAAGUAUGUCAAUGUGGAUGAUUCGAUCAGACUGAAAACAGAAAAUGAAAAGAAGAAAGGCACAUUUAACGAUGUUCAAACCUCAGAAAGUCAAUAUACAGAGCUUGAUAAAAAUCUGAAAGAAGCAGAAUCUGCAUACGAUGCUAUUUCAACUAUGUGAAAUGACAACGUACACGUAUUAUUAAGUACACGUCAUAUCCACGUGUUUGACAGUGAAAGCUGGACCUUAAGAUAUUACAAAUAUUGAGGAAACGUUUUUCAAAUUCCUUUAUGUUUGCUAUAAAGAAAGUUGUCUUGACAUAAGCGUGUACAUACAACGCGUCAGAUUCAUUUUUUGUGUUAAACUAAAAGUUUGACCAAUUGAUCAGUUGAAUACAUGUGUUAAAUGUAAAAUUGGUAAGGGUCUUGUUAUAUUUUGUUAUUAUUUACGAUAAGAAAUCUGUUUUGACAUCUACAUAGAUAAAGGCUUGGCGAAAUAAUUUUUACAUAUUAUCAACUGAGGCACAGAAUGUAGCAUUUAACCCUACAGAUUUUUUGUUUGUUUUUAAACGAAAUAGUUUAAUAGUUUAACUUUAAAUAAAAGUUAUUUUAAAGCUGCACUUCAUAAAUAAUAUUAUGUAAAGAUAUUUCGGGGUAGGCCUAAAAACCAAGCAUUCUUCAGUGUCAUUAACCUUUUAAACAGUAUUGUUGUAAAUCUAAUCAAAUAUUGUUCCGAAAACUCCACGGUAACACUCACGUUUGUAUACGAAUUUUAACAUGCAAGUGAAGAGUAUAGAUUUUAAGAAUCUUUCAUUGGAUGCCGGUACAGACCGGAAUAUCUAGCUCGAGACGAGGCUCUGUCGAGUUUCCGCUAAACAGUUACUCAAAAGCUAGAUAUUCCCGUCUGUACCGACAGCCUGCGUUUGAUUCUUUUUCUUGCAUAUCCCAUGUCAAUUAAUUCGGAACAGAAAUUACAAAAACUGAUAUUCUAAUUACGCACUUUUACCUUAUAGUAGCGUAUGAUCUUUUAACUUCAUUCAUAACGGUAAAAUGACGUCAGCCCAAGAACGCAAUUCACUCAUAAAAGAUAGCAAUGACGUCAUUUAAAGCACGCGACUUGUCUGAAAUUGGAGUAAAAAGAGUUUUAUAGCACCGGUGAAAACGGUAAAUAAUCCUGUAUGAUAUAUAAGAAAGCUCUCGUAUGCGCUUAUGCAAUUGACACGUCACAGUGUUAAACAUUAAACAAUUCAGUUGUUGUUAUUUGACGGAUUUUCUCAUCUAAUACGGAUGUGCAAGUUAAGGUUAUUCUGCCACGAUGCACUCGGCAUGUCGUCCACAAAAUAGUAAUUAUCUAAAUUUGUGUGUAGGCGUCGAUGUGGCAAAAUCGAAACAUAAAAAUUGUUCACUUUCGAUUUUGCCACAACGUGAUAGCAGGCAUUUACGCUUAUAAAACUUAUUUUAUAAGAUCAUCUUAUUUCUUGACACCAAAAUAAGGACAGGACUGGAUAUAAAACCGAUUUUUAACGAAAUAUAGCUAUUUUUGUUUUUAUGAAUUAUAUCAAAUGCUGCAUUAAUGGAGCUUAACUUUGUUUAAUGUUUACUAAGAUGAGGCUUACAAUUCAUCAUUUUCAAAAAUGUUCUUCAUUUUCCUAAAAUCAGUUUAAGACUUUCUGUAAAUCUUACAGGGAAGAACUUCAUAUAAGAAGAAUUUUCAUUAGCAAUUCUAAAUUACAAGUUGAAAUCUAGGAAUCUCAUUGGCAAUUCAAAAAUAAAAUGUAAAGAAUAGUUCUUGCCAUUUUAAAAUAACAUUUUAAGGAUAGUUUUAAGUUAAAAGUAAAAAAUGUAUAGGAUAGUUCUUGUCCUAAUAAAAUAAAAUGAAAGGACAAUUCUUUAAUUGAUAAAAUGCAAAGGAUAGUUCUUUUAACUUUCUUGUUAAAUUCCUGAGAGAAAAGCAAGCGAAAUGUAAUGUGUGUUGUUUUUUUGUUGUUUUUUUUGUUGUUGUUUUUUUUAAAUUCCCAUUUAAUCAUUAUCCUGGGAUAGUUUGUUUUAAUAUAUAUUUUAAGUUGACUCUUUACAGUUUAUCAAUAUUAUUAUUUACAUGUGUGUAAAAAAUAGAUAAAUACAUUAUAUGAAUGUGUGUAUAAGUUUAAAUAUCUAUGAUUUUGAUACUGUAACCAUAGAUCUUCUGUAACAGUUUACAUUGUAAAUAUUUAACUUGUUCCAUUAUUAUUGUAUAAUUGCAAAAAGUGUGCUCUUCUUUUGGAUGAAAUAAAGAUA
Messenger RNA from Ruditapes philippinarum (Manila clam), 3709 nucleotides. RefSeq lists its product as uncharacterized. Lineage: Eukaryota; Metazoa; Mollusca; Bivalvia; Venerida; Veneridae. The transcript is spliced from 6 exons. The record is from RefSeq and is a predicted model, not a curated record. The coding region runs from base 672 to 1613 and encodes 313 amino acids. Gene Ontology annotation, molecular function: protein binding.